Messenger RNA from Caenorhabditis auriculariae, 1915 nucleotides. NCBI's taxonomy places the organism in Eukaryota, Metazoa, Nematoda, Chromadorea, Rhabditida, Rhabditidae. The record is from the annotation of a GenBank genome assembly.
AUGAUCAACAUCUUCAACUCGCCGAUCGAUCCGGUGUCACUUGAUGAGUUCGCAGAGGGCAACGACCGCGACGAGCAGCCGCUUUUCGAUGCGGUCAGUCACUCCAAGUUCAGAAUUCUCAGUUUCGCCUUUCCCUGAUUGACAAUUCUCAUUUUUUGGCAUUUCAUACGUUCCCAUCAAUUCCUUGAUAAGCCUUUUUGUUUCCAGCAUUUUCAUUUUAAGAUAAAACUCCGAAGGUUUUCUUUAAGUUUAGAAAAGGUCUGAUCUUUGCCGCAGUUCAAUUUAAAUUCUACGCCAAAUACGCUUUUUUCGAUAGUCAUCCUUUUCUAAUACCACGGCUUUUUUUGACGACAUUUCCGUCAAGUGUAGUGUAUGAUGUGCAUGCUCUGCGGCGCUCUCGCACAUGCCGCUUUCAAAAAAAAAGCUGUUUUUGGAUAAUCCUUUUCUGAUUUUUGAAAAGAGACCGCCUCACGCGGAGCUCUACAAAACUGCAAAAAAAAAAAGAAAGAUCUUGAAGCAAAGUUGGUAAAUUUGAUAUAACGUCUUUUUGGCGAAAAAAAACGUGACAAACUGGCCCAGAAUAGGCUAUAACUUCCCUUUUAUUUCUGAAACGAGGAUUUUUUUUAUAUUGCAAAAGACAGUUUUCAGAAGCGACGGAAACCGCUGAUCACAUAUCACACCGAUGGGAGAAAGGUACGCUGUUUUGAAAAUUUUCAACUUUUCUCAUUAUUUUCUGAUUUUCAUAAAAAUUAGAAUGGCUGGUUGAUGCAUUUCAAGCAUUUCCUGUCGUUAUUCAUCAUUUCGCACUGUGUUUUUUACAAACAAAAACAAAAAAAAGGAAAAAGUUUGGAGUAUGUGAUAGUGCGUUUCGGUGUGUUUACACCCUAAGCACCGUAACUUACGCAAAUCUAGAAGUUUCGUAAAUUAUGGUGCUUAGGGUGUAAACACACCGAGACGCACUAUCGCAUACUCAUUCUUUUCAAUUUUUUUUCCACUUUUUACUGCAUUUUCUUUCACUACCAAGAACGCCGCUUGACAUUCAAAAUCUGAACAGACUAUACAUGACCGAUUUUUUCCCUUUUUUCUUGAGUUUGAAGUUUUUUUUCCAAUUUUAUUGGAGAUAAUCAGGGUCUCCAGAGUGGUCUCUAUAGGGGGUAACCAUAAGAGAACUUGGAGGGUGUCCUCUAAAGACCACUUUAAUAACUUCUAUAGACUAAGGCUUGCAAAACUGGUCCUUAUAAGGAAUUCAGUUAGUGAUCCCUAUAGGGGACAUUCUAGUCGAUAAUUUUUAUGAACUCCAUGCGAAAAACUAAAAAAUAAGCGUUUUUUGAAUAAAAUUGAAAGAGCCCUAUAGGGACCACUCAAGUGUUAGGGGCUAAGGGAUCCGACCCUAAACCUCUAUAAGGAAAACCUUGUUUUUACCCCUAUAGGGACCACUUUUUCGGCCCCUAACCCCCAUAUUGAUUACUCUAAAAUUCAUAAAUAUUUUUACACAAAUAAAAAUUGAUUUAAAUAUCGAGUUAUAAACUGAUCUAUCUUGACAAGCAGAAUCUGAAUAAGUCUAAGAAUUACAGGUGGUGGACGGAGUGGUGGAGAACGAGAACGGCUCCAACGCGCUGUGGACGACGACCAUUACGAGAGGCGUCGCCAACGAGUGGAAGGAGAACGCGACGGGCGGUCGACUGCACCGCGCCAAGAGAUACAGUGAGCGAGGUGAAGCUCGUCGAACUCGACGUUGCUUUCAGUCUGGCAAGUGAGUUACGACGCCCGGGUGCUCGCGACGAGGACGACCCGUCAGCACGCGACGGCCAUCCUCGGCGGCAUCAACCUCGUCUUGUUCCUCGUCUUCCUUUACGUCUUCCGGCUGUUCCCAUUCUCCAGGACAUCGUCGACCAGUCCCGCAGCGCAAUAUUGA